AUGGCGUCCUUCUUCAAAUUCUUUACGGUCCUCACUACCCUAACAACUACCAUCAAUGCAGCGGCUCAAAACCCCCUUCUCCAAAUCCCGAACAGCGAAUUCGGUCCCAACCCCUCAAACGUAACCUUCUACCUCUACGUCCCCACCACUCUUGCUCCCAACCCGCCAAUUCUAGUAAACCCACACUGGUGUCAUGGGACCGCCCAAGCAGCAUUCAAUGGCACUCAACUCGCAACAUUGGCCGACCAGUACGGCUAUAUAAUGAUCUUCCCCGAUUCGCCAAAUGAUAUAGAUGACUGCUGGGACAUUUCAUCUCCUGCAACCCUCUCGCAUGAAGGGGGUGGUGAUAGUCUGGGCAUCGUAUCUAUGGUCCGCUAUGUUUUGGAGAAAUAUGGCGCUGAUGAGAAGAGGGUGUUUUCCAUGGGGACUAGUAGCGGUGCUAUGAUGACGAAUGUGCUGUUGGGGAGCUAUCCAGACGUUUUCGCUGCCGGAUCUGCGUGGGCGGGUGUUCCUUUCGGAUGUUACGCAGCUGAUGGAGUGGGAGUGUGGUCGGAGGCUUGUGCCACUGGACAAGUAACCAAAAGCAGUGUUGAGUGGAAGACGGUUGUUGAAAAUGGUUAUCCCGGCUAUGAGGGGUGGAGGCCAAAGAUGCAUGUUUUACAUGGAACGGCAGAUGAGACGGUGUCUUAUCAAAAUUUCCUCGAGGCAAUCAAACAGUGGACGGAGGUAUUGGGUGUUGCAAGCGAGGGUGCGACCAUUUUUUUGGAUGAUGUUAGUCCGCGUUGGAUUACAAUGAGUUGGUGCGAUGAGUUUGGAAAUGAGAGGUUUAAGGCGACGAGUGCGUCGAAUAUUACGCAUAAUAUCCGGACGAAUGUUGAUACGGUGCUGGAUUGGUUUGAUUUGAAAUGUGUGGGGGACGACUGUUUCUCUCGACCCUGA
This is a messenger RNA of Hymenoscyphus albidus, 939 nucleotides long. Lineage: Eukaryota; Fungi; Ascomycota; Leotiomycetes; Helotiales; Helotiaceae. The record is from the annotation of a GenBank genome assembly.